UCACCAGGUCCUGGCCGGAGAUUCCCCACCAGCACCCAGUGAGCGGCGAUGAUAGUAAUAAGGGAGAGCAACAACAUGCUGUUUUGUAUUUCUAUGCAUAGCAGAGCAAUACAAAGCAACACGUUUCCCUAGUAAAACACACACAGCACAGAUAGUAAACCAGCACACAGUUAACCCUUUGAUGGCCCCAGAUGUUAGCCCCUUCGUGCCUUCCAGCUCAGCGCCAUUAGUACAGUGUCAGUGCUUUUUAUUAGCACUGAUCACUGUAUUAGUAUCAUUGGGAUGUCAGUGGCAGUUGGUCAGCUCUCCCCAGUGUCAGAAUGCCCGCCGCAGUGCCUCAAUA
This is a messenger RNA of Staurois parvus, 343 nucleotides long. Lineage: Eukaryota; Metazoa; Chordata; Amphibia; Anura; Ranidae. The record is from the annotation of a GenBank genome assembly.